This is a messenger RNA of Ostrinia furnacalis (Asian corn borer), 792 nucleotides long. RefSeq names its product PE-PGRS family protein PE_PGRS33. The transcript is spliced from 2 exons. Lineage: Eukaryota; Metazoa; Arthropoda; Insecta; Lepidoptera; Crambidae. The record is from RefSeq and is a predicted model, not a curated record. Bases 1 to 792 code for a protein of 263 amino acids.
AUGGCAAGUUUUGUUUUUGCAGUCUGCGUCGCUUUGAGUUUUGCUCAGGGUUUCGCACAAGUUUCUCUGGGAAAAUCCUCCAGCCUCGCCUCAAGCAGCAAAAUCUCUGGCAACAGUGUCUCCAACAAUAUCAACAUUGGCAGCUAUGGUGGAGCGGACGCCAAGAGUUUGGCGGCGAAGAUUGGCAAUAGCUUGGCUGCGAAUAACGCCAAAAAUAACGCUGGAGCCAGUAUUGUUGGUUUAGCCAGUAGUGGUGCCAGUGCCAGUGCGAGCGGUUUUGGUGGCAGCUUGGCCAGUGGCCUUGUUAACAGCUUUGGAAAUACAGGAGCUAGUAACGUGGCGAUUGGCGGUGGAGCAGGUUUGGCCGCUGGCACUGUUGGCGCUGGCAGCAACUUUGUUGGAGCCAACACUGGCAAUGCGGGAUCCAGUAACUUAGCGAUUGGAGGCGGAGCAGGUUUAGCCGCUGGCACUGUUGGCGCUGGCAGCAACUUUGUUGGAGCCAACAUUGGCAAUGUGGGAUCCACUAACUUGGCGAUUGGCGGUGGAGCAGGUUUGGCUGCUGGCACCGUUGGCAGCAACAGCUUUAUUGGCGGAUCGAACACUAUUUCACUUGGCAACCUGCCAGUUUCUGGCAUCUCCAAUUUCAAACUAGGGGAGAUAGAAUUAGUGAAUGAUGCCAAUAUAGGUUACACUGGCGAGCUGCCAAUCAUUGGCUACGUCACUUUUGAAGGCUAUAUCCCAGCAGAAGGCACUGUCUCCGUAGCCAGCGAUAUAUGUGGGUGUACUAAUUAA